AUGACACCGCUAGCAUCUAUCCCAGAGGUUUCUCAUUCCAACUUGGAUAGUAGGACCAACCAAUCUCGUCAACCUCGGGUCUCCUCCUUUGAACGAGCUCGACGCCGCUCUCGUGUUUUGAUCAUUUCCAGACACCCGUCCCGGCCUCAGCGACGAGUUGUCUCCCCGCAAUCGACCGCUCAGCAAAACCAGAACUCGAAAUUUUCUGGAAAAGAUACCUCGGCGCCUUCUUAUAGCGGAAAUAGGGCAGCAGAAAUCUCAGUACCAAAGCCAGAUGGCUCCAGCGUUCAAGGAAGGGUCACUACUGCGGACAUCCCUGAAUCGGGUUCACCAUCUCAGAGCAUAUCGGCGCAAUCAGACGGCACUAUUGAUAUUGAUUCAUUCCCUCUUCCGCCUUCUCACAAUAAUAACCCAUGCCCCUUGCAGUUUUCGGUUCAUGAUGGUGCGACGAAGACCUCACAAAUAUACAAAUCGACGAACGACCCAUCUUCAGCGAGAGUUCUUCUGAGGCAGCAGGUUUAUAAUAGAAAAUUGCCAUCCAAGAACCCUUCAAUAAACACGGGCUCAUACGGCCAUAGCCCAAGUUCUAUCACAGCAAAAGGCGUGGCGAGUCCAAGGUCUCCGAGGCGCAGCCACGUAGACACUGACUUGGUCGAUAUAAUAACAAAGAGCGUUGCUGAACAGAUUGGCGCUAUAUCCCAGGCAAACUCGCCAAAGAAUUUAAAUAGACCCGGGGAUUCUUCACGAAAUGUCCAAGACAAUGCGUCCCGAUCUCCGAGCCAAGUCAGAGCACUUGAUACGUUCACAAAGGAACUCCAGCGGUAUGCGGAAAUUGUAGGCGCGGCAGGAAAGUCUCCCACCUUCACGCCAACACCUUCCAAAUCUUCAGCCACUUUGCGCACGGUUUCUGCGUUACUCCCCUUUCGUUCCGAGUUCAACGCUGCUGGACUAGCGGUAACCUCCAAAGACCAACGACAUCAGGAUGCUCAAGCAUCGACAAAAGUGAAGGCUGCCGGGCACAGGCCUCGUGCCCGCCACCGUGGUGCAGUUAAUUCCAAGCGGUUUCGGGGUUUACAGGUGGAUGGCAAGGUCAAUAGCCUUUCAGAACCGACCACAGCCGUUGAUUUUACAAGUCCGACGAAUACAGACGUAUGGAGAAGAUCCCUUAUUGACAGGCUACCACCAAGAAGGAACGUGUUGUUCCCAUAUAGACCUCGCUCACGGCGAUCUUGUUUGCCUUGCCUCCCAAAGCGACGGGUUCGAUUGAACAGUAAAAAGUCCUCCCAUCGGAGCGUCAAAAUCCCCCCAGGAUAUGUCAGGCGGCUAUCCCAACAACCGAAGCCAAGACAUAGCAGCGAAUCUAGAGACGUGAUCUCGCAAGUCCCUUCGUCCCACUAUUCUCAGAAAGAUGGACAUUCAAGUUCAAUAUAUCUCGAAACUGAUGAUAGUGAUGAGCCCACGAUCAGAGUUCCCAAAGCAAACACAUUGAACGCAGUAUUGGGCUUACGAAGGAAACGCAAGACUAUAGCUUCACCGCGUCUUCUAAGGCAAAGAAAAUAUAAGCCUCCGCGUGAGCCGCAGGAAAUUCAACUAUUCCCACAUGAUUAUGCCGCCUACAAGUCUAGUAUGGAUGCCAGCAACUCAGAUCAAGUUUCCUGUCGGCCAGGCAAUGGCAGUCUACGAGAAUCCCAGAGGCAAAAGGACCACGUCCCCCAUAAUCAAUCACAACAAACCAGGGUUGAUUAUGACGCCAUGUCUAUUCCUGAGCUACCACCUUUACGCCGUCACCUAGCUGGAAAGGCAGCACAAGCAUACUCUCUACGAGACGUUUUUAGCGACAGGCUGACUGCUAAAGCGGUGCGGGAACUAUCUCGCCAAGAUCCCGGCCGUUACCCGGUGCAGCUCCCUCCCCACCUCCGCACAACGUUCUCUUCCCCAAAGCCUCCCGAUAUCCCUUGCCGAGUAUCUUCCAGGAGAUGCCAGACUACUACGAGCGAAAGUAGCUCAGGCACGGCUCAAGUCAACGAUCGAGUCGUGCUCAAAGGCCUACACAUCGCGGCGGCGGCAGCCUGCGACGAGAGUGUUCAUACAACUGUUCAUAAGAACACGGGACUUAACGUUCGGCGUUUCCUUUCGGAACUCAUGGCUUUGAGUGCUUUGGGCCAAGACCAGCCAGCCGAAGACAAGGAGAAGCAAGUGAAGCGGCGGCGAGCGAAGAUAAGAAAGCUAAAGCAACAAGUUCGGGCAUCUCGUAAGAGGAUGCAAGAGGGCUCGGAUGUUAUAUGA
This is a messenger RNA of Clonostachys rhizophaga, 2286 nucleotides long. The record is from the annotation of a GenBank genome assembly. NCBI's taxonomy places the organism in Eukaryota, Fungi, Ascomycota, Sordariomycetes, Hypocreales, Bionectriaceae.